AAGAUCGAUUUGUUCUUUGUUUGAAUCCCUUUUAAAUAACUAACGCCUUUUGAUGAAUGUAAUGUAGUUGUCGUUAGCUAUCAUAUAGACUGUCACGUGAAAGUUUUAUCUGAGUAGUUAAUGGCAACAAUGAUCCAAUCUAUCAACGGAAAAGUUACUUUCAUUUCAUUUGGUCGAGUGCAAUCGUCGCGCAUUAUAAAAAAUAAAUUCGACGUUCCCAACAACACUACAUUUCUAGUAUCCAGAUCAUUUAUUAUCAACAUCGACUAUCGACAGUUUAGCCGUUCAGACAAGACAAAUAAAAGAUCGGUAUUUUUAACGUGGGUGGAUGUGAAGGACAAAUUCAAAACAACUCCGUUGUUUUCUGUUUUGCUGUUGUUUAUUUAGUUCUCUUUUGUCAAAACAUACUAUCUUUUGCUACAAUGUUGUUAUUUGAAUGAAGAAAGGCAUAGUUUACUUUUUUUGACUCAAUUUAUAUUUUCCUUUGAUAUUGUUUGAUUGUUGAACAUUUUAGAUUCUUUGUACUCAUUUGCUUACUCUCAGACACAUUUGUCCGAAAUGGCUCAACAUUCGGGAUUUAAAAUAGUUUUAGUUCGACAUGGUGAAAGUGAAUGGAAUAAAGAAAAUUUAUUUUGUGGAUGGUUCGAUUCCGAUUUAUCCGAAAAAGGUAUCAAUGAAGCAAAGCAAGCAGGAAAGUGGUUAAAAGAUGCUGGUUACACAUUUGAUAUUGCUUACACAAGUACUUUAAAACGUGCUAUUAAAACGUUGUAUCUUAUUCAACAAGAAUUAGAUUUACAUUGGAUUCCCGUUCAUCGUCAUUGGCGUUUAAAUGAACGAAUGUAUGGAGCAUUACAGGGUAAAAAUAAAGCGGAAACUGCUGCGAAAUAUGGUGAAGAUCAAGUCAAAAUCUGGCGUCGUGCAUACGAUGUUCCACCACCAGAACUUGAAGAAUCUAGUCAAUAUAAUCCGAGAAAUGACAUCAAAUAUAAGCAUUUAGAUAAACGUGUGUUACCACUGACAGAAUGUUUAAAAGAUACGGUUGAACGUGCUUUACCUUUUUGGCACGAUCAAAUUGUACCGUCAAUUCGUACUGGUCAACAUGUUUUAAUAUGUGCCCAUGGAAAUAGUUUGAGAGCAUUAAUCAAAUAUUUAGACAAAGUACCUGAUGAUAAGAUUGUUGAAUUAAAUUUACCAACAGGUAUUCCAUUGGUAUAUGAAUUGGAUGAAAAUUUAAAUCCAUUAAAACAUUAUUAUGUUGCUCCAGAUGACGUUGUCAAAAAAGCAAUUGACGAUGUAGCUAAUCAAGGGAAAGCAAAAAAAUAG
Didymodactylos carnosus is the source of this 1323-nucleotide messenger RNA. Lineage: Eukaryota; Metazoa; Rotifera; Eurotatoria; Philodinida; Philodinidae. The record is from the annotation of a GenBank genome assembly.